GGUACCACCAAUCAGCGCGGGCCACGGUAAGAUUUGGUCUAUAUUUUCAUUGCAUAGCUAGUUUUGGCAAGCUUGCCAUAACAGCGAUAAAGUUACGUUAGUCACAUCUGAAAGGAGGCUGAUACAACAAUGAGAUCAGUUUUAGGUGUGCUGUUGUGUUCCUGGGCCGUCCUGUCGGUCCAUGGCCUGUACUCCCCCAGUGAUGACGUGGUUGAGCUCACUCCCUCCAACUUCAACCGGGAGGUUCUGCAAAGUGACAGCCUGUGGCUGGUGGAGUUCUAUGCCCCCUGGUGUGGACACUGCAAGAACUUGGUACCUGACUGGAAGAAGGCCGCUACUGCUCUGAAGGGCAUCGUGAAGGUCGGUGCUGUGGAUGCAGACCAGCACAAAUCUCUGGGCGGGCAGUACGGCGUGCGGGGCUUCCCCACCAUCAAGGUCUUUGGAGCCAAUAAGAACAAACCAGCGGACUACCAAGGUGGCAGGAGUAGCCAGGCUAUAGUGGACGAGGCUAUAAACGCCUUGCGCUCCCUGGUCAAGGACCGGCUAGGGGGCCGGACAGGAGGCUCUGACUACAGCAAACAGAGUGGAGGGGGCAGUGGGGGUGGCAGUAAGAAGGAUGUGGUGGAGUUGACGGACGAUAACUUUGACCGGACCGUGCUGCAGAGCGAUGAUGUGUGGUUGGUGGAGUUCUUCGCCCCCUGGUGUGGCCAUUGCAAAAACCUGGAGCCAGAGUGGGCUGCCGCUGCUACUGAGGUCAAGGAUCAGACCAAUGGCAGAGUUCAUCUGGGAGCUGUGGAUGCCACCGUGCAUCAGAAUCUCGCUAGCCGUUACGGGAUUCGUGGGUUCCCCACCAUUAAAAUUUUCAAGAAAGGAGAGGAGCCAGAGGACUACCAGGGAGGCCGCACCCGUUCUGACAUUGUUGCUCGCGCCCUGGACCUCUUCUCCGACAACGUCCCUGCACCUGAGAUACUGGAGAUUGUCAAUGCCGACGUCUUGAAGAAAUCCUGUGAGGACAGCCAGCUGUGUGUCAUCGCCGUGCUACCUCACAUCCUGGAUACAGGUGCGGCAGGUCGUAAUGGCUACCUGGAGGUGCUGAUGAAGAACGCUGACAAGUACAAGAAGAAGAUGUGGGGCUGGUUGUGGGCAGAGGCUGGUGCCCAGAUGGAGCUGGAGUCUGCACUGGGCAUCGGGGGGUUCGGGUACCCCGCCAUGGCGGCCAUUAACGCCCGCAAGAUGAAGUUCGCCCUCCUCAGGGGCUCCUUCAGCGAGACAGGCAUCCAUGAGUUCCUCAGGGACCUGUCCAUGGGCCGCGGCUCCACGUCUACCGUGGGGGGAGGAGCCUUACCCAAGAUCUACACUGUGGAGCCUUGGGAUGGCAAAGAUGGAGAGCUGCCUGUAGAGGACGACAUUGACCUGAGCGACAUCGAUCUGGACGAUUUGGACAAGGAUGAGUUAUGAGUCCGGAUAUGACGCCCGGGGCGUGAUGGGAGAGGGGCUGGCCAUGUGUGUGUGUGUGUCAGUCAUUGUCACAAGGCCUGCGGCAGACUGGUGAGGGUAUGAGGGACUAGACUAGUGUCUCUCUGCCUGCUGGUCUGUCAGGGUUGGUGUGUUUGUGUGUAAAUGAGAGGUAGUAUGCAAUCCCCACGCUCUGCCAUUCUCUCCCCCUCUCUUUACCAUUUCUGUGUGUGUGCUUGCCUGUUUGCAUCUGUGUGUGUGUGUGUGUGUGUGUGCGCGCCCCAUCUCCUAUGGUUGAAGGGGGGGGAUGUUCACCAUUAGAGAACCAAAACAGACAGACACGUGUGCAGCUGUCCCAUACACCUCGGAUCACAAGAGUCAGUUGUGUGUGUGUGUGGAGAUGUGUGAGAGAGAUCUUCAAUACUGUACAGCUUCACUGAUUAGCUCUCUCUAGAGAAAGUGUGUGUGUGUGUGGUGUGUGAGAGAGAUCUCUCUCUAGAGAAAGUGUGUGUGUGUGUGUGUGUGUGUGUGUGUGCGUCAGAUGCUUCUCUCCUACAGCUACACACCCAGACCUAAAGAGUUCAGUCCAGGUCAGGAGACAGCAGCGCCCCCUCUGGGCUUUCUCCCCAGUGUCCUGAACAUGGACUGGUCAGAACUGCCCGAGUCUGAGCUAUAGGACAGACUUCUGCUCUCCCAGAGACCGGAACAGCGAUCACGUGUUUUGCCGACGACUUCACUAUGUUAGUGGUUUCAGAGGGAGAGUAGUGUUUGAUGCUGGAGCGAGAGUUCACAUGAGUCUGAUUGAGUCUGACCUCCAUUUCCCAUACAGAUGGGUUUCUGGGGUAGGUUUGCCUCCAGACAGGUUUGUGUGUGUGUGUGUGUGUGUGUGUGUGUGUGUGUGAACGUGUACAUGAGACCCUGCAGCAUGUGAUGUCUGGCCAUGACAGGGGAGCUACUGUGUAGAUUUUUCUUUCACAAAAUUGUUUCAACUGUGUUUAAAAAAUAAAUGUUUUUUUUUUUUUUGGUUUUUU
Alosa sapidissima (American shad) is the source of this 2486-nucleotide messenger RNA. It is a transcript of the gene pdia6, whose product is annotated as protein disulfide isomerase family A, member 6. NCBI's taxonomy places the organism in Eukaryota, Metazoa, Chordata, Actinopteri, Clupeiformes, Clupeidae. The coding region runs from base 130 to 1458 and encodes 442 amino acids. The record is from RefSeq and is a predicted model, not a curated record. The transcript has 13 exons. Gene Ontology annotation, biological process: response to endoplasmic reticulum stress. Gene Ontology annotation, molecular function: protein disulfide isomerase activity; protein-disulfide reductase activity. Gene Ontology annotation, cellular component: endoplasmic reticulum lumen.